AUGUACCGCACCAAUGACCCCCGUUUCCGCCGCCGUCUCCACGACAUCUCCGCGACGCUCGAGUCGGCCAACGAAUCCGCCCAGUCCUCGCUCUACAUCUUCGGCCAGCGCUAUGUGCGACCGUGCCUGGACUCCGUCGGCUCGAGCAUCACUUCUUGUGUCGAUGCGUCCUGUCCGUCGUUGAACAUCAGCCAGAACCAACGCGAGCGCGAUCGGAGACGCAGGCAGAGAGGUCGCGGGAGGGCCGAAUUGAGCUUUGACUUCUACGAUGAUUGGGAUGAUGAGCUGGAGGGCGAAGGAUGGGGUUGGGGCAAUGAUGAGUUCGAUCGAUUGGUCGGCGCUGGUGGGAGUGCUGGCUACGGCACUGUAAGCAGCACAACGCAACAGCCUGGCAGACAGAGAGGGAUGAGCUAUCCCAAAGGACGACGGAAAAGCGCUGUGCUGCCAAACGACGGUGCACCAGCAGGCGCGGUAAUACCAGGCUCGGGCGGUUUCUGGAGUAGGCUCUUUGGUGGGAAGCCUGCGCGCUAUAAGCCUUCGGCCGCCGAUCUGCAGGAGCAUCCUGGUGCCAAACGACACCGAAGAGAUCGUACGGAAGGAGAAGCGCUGCUGGACGACAUUGACGAAGAUACCGGUCAUCGCACGCAUCGACGAAACCGUAGUGGGACCCAAGGUACCACUGCCUCGGAAUCGAGCCUCAGCAGUCGCGGUGACUUGUUCCCGUCAGAUGAGGAAGACGAUGCGAUUCCCUUGGACGAUGAGUUCGCAAUGGUGUUAGAACGAAGAACAACGCAGUCAGGUAAUAUGAGCGGCGGGGCUUCAGGUCAAGAGACGGAAAGCGCAAGCUCUGGCAAGACGAGAGACAAACGCGGGAAGAGACCCAGUGCGGGCAGUAGGACGAGCACAAGACGAACCGCGUCUUCAAGAAGUCUACAAAGCUCAGGGGUGCGGAAAGAUUCUACUAGGAGUAGGACAGGAAGCACUGCCUUACCGAUUGAUGAAGAUCAGGGCCAGGAGGACGCAGAGCCGAGCUUGUCUUUCGCGGAGCUUAAAAGCGAGGAGAGGCGAAUAAAGCUGGAGGAGGAGGCGCAAGUCCAUCGAAAACGAGCGGAAGCGAAGAGACUGGCCCAAGAGCGCGGCCUGGCGGAGGACUUGUCCAGCAAAGAGGCAACACCUCACCCAGGAACUUCACCGCAAUCAACACCUGUCAGCAGAAACGACGAGCCCAGCCAGCUACCCACACCACUGGCGACAGACGACGAAGAAGGUGAGGCAGAUGCAUGCAAGAACCAGUCUACCGCACAAGGAGACAAAGAUAAAGAUACCCAGCCUUGA
Messenger RNA from Zasmidium cellare ATCC 36951, 1335 nucleotides. RefSeq lists its product as uncharacterized. The coding region runs from base 1 to 1335 and encodes 444 amino acids. NCBI's taxonomy places the organism in Eukaryota, Fungi, Ascomycota, Dothideomycetes, Mycosphaerellales, Mycosphaerellaceae. The transcript has a single exon. The record is from RefSeq and is a predicted model, not a curated record.